GUGAAGGAGUUGAUGAUGAUUGAUAAGGCUAUGGUUAUUCAAGCUAAAACAAAGACAAUGGAGGCAACUACACUGCACAUGGCUGCAGCCGGCGGGCAUGCAAAUAUAGUUCAAAUUCUUCUUGAGAAUGGUGCAAAUGCCGAGGACGAAAACGCAACUGGUUUGAAUGCACUUCACAUCGCUGCGUACUAUGGGAACUCAGAUUUUGUUAAUGAGAUGUUGAAAAGCGUUCCUGCGUCAAUCCGUUCUGAACCUCCUAUAUACAACCACCAUGUUGUCAAAGAAUUUGCCACUGAGUAUGGCUUCACACCGCUACAUCUUGCCGCUCAAUCAGGUCAUGACUCGCUCGUAAGAAUGCUGCUCAAUCAAGGAGUGCAAGUGGAUGCCACAAGUACCACAAUGAGUGUGAUCCCUUUACAUCUGGCAGCUCAGCAGGGACACAUCGCUGUUGUAGGAAUGCUUCUGUCUCGUUCAACACAACAGCAGCAUGCCAAGGAUUGGCGAGGGCGAACACCUCUUCAUCUUGCUGCUAUGAAUGGGCACUACGAAAUGGUGUCAUUGUUGAUCGCUCAAGGUUCUAAUAUUAAUGUCAUGGAUCAAGUAAGUUCGAUUUGA
Molecule: messenger RNA, 615 nt
Organism: Strongylus vulgaris
Lineage: Eukaryota; Metazoa; Nematoda; Chromadorea; Rhabditida; Strongylidae
Source: the annotation of a GenBank genome assembly